Molecule: messenger RNA, 3438 nt
Organism: Zymoseptoria tritici IPO323
Lineage: Eukaryota; Fungi; Ascomycota; Dothideomycetes; Mycosphaerellales; Mycosphaerellaceae
Exons: 3
Coding region: 1-3438 (1145 amino acids)
Biological process (GO): intra-Golgi vesicle-mediated transport
Cellular component (GO): cytoplasm; endosome; trans-Golgi network
Molecular function (GO): protein binding; GTPase activator activity
Source: RefSeq, a predicted model, not a curated record
AUGGGCAAUGUCGCCAGCAGACCGGACGAAGGUCCCGUUUUCCUGAGCGACCAAGGACGCUUCUCGGUCGCAAGUCUGAACAUCACCAACUCACGAAACCAGACAUUACUACGACUUACGCCCAAUUCUUUCCCUGCCUCCCGAUACACAGCGCAACGCGAUGCCUCUCCCUCAGACGACCCCCCGAUCGAAUACGUCCAAGACCCGGAUAGUCUGACACCCUCCUUCCUGAUCCGCCUAGCGAACAACGAUGAUCUCAACUUUCACUUCACCUUCAUUCUCCGUCAACAAAAUUCUUCCAACGCGCCGUCAAAUCCCACCGAUACGACGGUCCCAGGCCUGACCUACAUUUUCGCCUCCACGCCGAAAGAGGUCGAGAACUUGGUCGUGCGCGAAUUUCACUCCGAUCCGAACCUCCACAAGAACGCCAACGUUCAGCUCAUAGGCGACUAUGCGACGGGAGGAAGUCCCAGCGUGCAGUUCACAUGGAUGUGGAAGUGGCGGCCUCCGAAGCCCACCGAGGAUCGGGGAGGUGGAUGGAGGAAUUGCUGCAGUUUUGUGGAAUACAACCAGAGAGCACAUAGAUUGGACACGCUGGGAAGCUUCAGCUUCUGGGUGCAAAACACACAACGCUAUCUGGGACCGGCGCCUAGGUCGCCUCGACUGGAGAUCAGCCAUCCACCACGGUUGCGAGUGCCAUCCACACAGUCGAUCGAGUCACGCGUUAGUAACUUCAGUGACUCGGAUGGCGAGGGAAGCUAUGGCAGGAGUUACGAGGAUCCUCAAUCACCUUCAUUCGAGCCGAUCCCGGAAAAUGGGCUGGGUCUGAGCAUGUCAACCAGUGGACCAGUCAAGGUGGAUGUCGCAACGUGCAAGCCAGGGGAAGACCCGUCAUUGAACGAGGAUGGUCCGCUCUUCCGGGCGACGAUGCGAUCGCUGGAGCAAAAGACGGGAAACAUGAGAUUGCGGAUGAAGAGGGUGUUGAAGACGGCGGAAGCGGCACAAGCGGCACAAACGGUCUGCAAUCAGGCAGCGGCAGAUUUCACACAAGCGUUGAAGGAGGCUUCAAGCUCGAACGCCAAUGCCGUGCAACCUGCGUUGGAGCACUACUUCGAGAAGAUCGCGAAGGAGAUCCUGCUUUACGAGAAGCAGAACACGAUCAAUCUUCAGCGGCUGAUCAUCGAGCCCGUCAGCAAGCUCUACAACUUUGAGAUUAAGCAAGCCGAUAGCAAGAGGAGAGAGUUUGACGAGGAGAGCAAGGAAUAUUACGCUUAUGUCGGGAAAUACCUUGGGCAGCGGACAGAGUCUGUCAAGGAAAAGAAACAAAAACAAAGCGACGAGAAGUACCAGGCGAAGAGGCGAACUUUUGAGCUCAAGCGGUUCGACUACUCCAGCUUCAUGCAUGAUCUGCACGGCGGGAGGAAAGAUCAGGAGGUCCUAUCUCAACUGACAAAAUAUGCUGACGCCCAGGCGAAAAGCUACCUCUUGACGGCGAAGAAAGUCGAAGACAUGGUGCCCCAGCUCGACGCUCUCGUGGCGGAGGUCAAGAUGGCGGACCAGGACUUUCAACUCCAAAGGAAGGAGCGCGAGGAGAAACGACGCAUGCUAGAGACGAGUAGCAAGCUGGUCAGCGAAGACGGAAACGUCAUGCCGCCUGGUGGGUUGGCACCUUCGUCGUCAGUUAGGGACUCGCUGAGGCCUGUACCGGACGGUGAUGCGUCUCGAUCGCUCAGUGUUUCUGCAUCAAUGGCCAUCACGCCCGCUGCUGGAAGUACCAGCACGGCUCCCAGCCCGAACAACAAAUUCAAAGGGAUUCGAGAUCUGGAGGACAACAGUGGCAUGGCGCAGAAUGGAGGCACACAGCGGAAGGAAGGUCUGCUGUGGGCGCUGAGUCGACCGGGAAGUCAUGUCGAUCCAAAAGGCAUCACGAAGCCGAGUUGGCACAAGUUUUGGAUUGUGCUUGACCAAGGGCGACUUUCCGAGUAUGUCAACUGGAAGGAAAAGCUGGAUCUUCACAUGGACCCGAUCGAUCUCCGCAUGGCUUCAGUACGAGAGGCGAGGAACUCUGACCGUCGCUUCUGCUUUGAGGUUAUCACUCCUCAAUUCAUGCGUGUCUACCAAGCUCCGUCGGAGGACGACAUGCGAUCGUGGAUCGGCGCCAUAAACAACGCGUUACAAAGUGCGUUCGAGAAUAAGAAUCAGCAACUUCCCACGACGCCUGCACCGCCCGGCAGCUCAUCUCACCACCGCAAAGACAUCGCCGCUGUUCUCACGGGAAAGAGCUCCUCAUUCUCCGGCCACCGCCAGACAUCCAACCCCAAUCGCCACGAAGCUUCUAGAGCCGUGUCUCGACAUGCUACCACAGGUGACAAGCCUCUGUACCAACGCAACGAGUCAAUCUCUACACCGAAUUCCUCCGCCGAGCACUCCGCCCUCCUCAUGCGAGUCCGUGCCGCAGAUGAAGGCAACAAAUUCUGUGCUGACUGCUCUUCUGACCACAAGGUCGACUGGUGCAGUAUCAAUCUUGGUGUACUUCUUUGCAUCGAAUGCUCAGGCAUUCACCGCUCCUUGGGCACCCAUAUUUCCAAAAUCCGUUCCCUUGUUCUCGAUGUCGCGGCUUUCACUCCAGACAUUAUUGAAGUUCUGCUCUCUGUCGGCAAUCGCUGCAGCAACAUGAUAUGGGAAGCGAAGCUCGAUCAAUUCCUCAAACCCAGUCCGCACUCUACCCGCGAGCAAAGGCUGCACUUCAUCACUGCGAAGUAUGCCGACCGGAUGUACGUCCAAAAAGCCGUCACGCACACGAAUCCGGAUGAUUUGCUCCUGACGAGCAUCAAGAAGAACGACAUCCAAUCCGUAAUGCAUGCGCUGGCACUCCGCGCGACUCCAAACGCAGUUGAUCGGUCACGGUCAACUCCGGCUUUGUUCCUUGCUUUGGCUGCAGCCGAUCCCGCUUCACCGGCUGCAUCCAUGACGAAACCUCUUGCCGGUGCGACCGGCUCUAUUCCGCGAUCAUCUUCCCCGGGUCGUGUACCGGAGAAGAGGAAACCUUUCGCUAUUGCGGAAGUGCUGCUACAGAACGGAGCAGACAUUCCACCGCUUGACAAGAGUCCGUUCCCACUGACCGAGGCAGCGAGAGCAUACGUUGAAGCGAAGCACGAAGCGCGAGUGGGCAAAGCGCCGGAGAAGGAUGGUCUCUCCCCUCUCCCAAUCAUGGGAUCGAAUCCAAGCUCCAAUUUCUCGAACAUGAAUGGCAGUGGCGGAGGAGGUAAUGCAGGCGGUGGAAGUAAUGGAUCGCCGAUAAUGGGAGGAAGAGGGGACAAGGAGCGAGAGAAGCUGAUCAAGCGGAACAGCAGUGGUGUCAGACCGAGCAGCCACGGCGCAAGGUCCAGUCUAAGUGGAAUCGGGUUCGGAGGUGGUAAUUUCGAGGACAAGAAGUAG